Messenger RNA from Brugia pahangi, 1458 nucleotides. Lineage: Eukaryota; Metazoa; Nematoda; Chromadorea; Rhabditida; Onchocercidae. The record is from the annotation of a GenBank genome assembly.
AUGUUGCGCGAAUUUUUACUCAUUCCAAUUGGAAUGAUAUUAAUCAUAUUAUGGAUCAUUUCGUUGCGUCCUUCCAUUGAAAAUGUCAACAUUCAACGAUCUUUCAGUCAACAAAUUCAAGCAAAAGAUUUUUUUAAUGCAACAACAACAAAAGUAAGUAUGGAUGAAUUGCUGCUAUUGGAUAGAGCUGAAACAGUUAAACGAAAGCUUCCAUUGCUAUCAGCUUAUAUUCUGGAGGAUGAAAUAUGCAAGCAGUUACUAAUGAGCUACAAAUAUUCAAAAAUGCCUCAAAUAAACAAAUACGUGGUAACCGUUAAUAGAAGCAGCGAUAAGCAUUGGGAUACUUCCUGUAAAGCUAUCCGUCAACGAGGCUUUUAUCCUGAAAUGCCAUUUUCGAGUGCUGAAAAAAACUUCCCAAUUGCCUUCAUUAGAAUUGUUUACAAGGAUUUUCAUUUACAAGAACUUCUUUUCAAUUUAAUGUAUGCACCACAAAAUUUUUACUGCUAUGCAUUGGAUGCUAAGUCCACGCCAUUAUUUCAUUCACAAAUGCGCAAUUUGUCAAAGUGUUUUCCGAAUGUAUUAUUAACGGAACGAGAAUACGAGGUUGAUAGUGCAGGUCAUAACAUGUCACGCAGUUUUCUGGAAUGCUUACGUAUGGUACGAAGAUUACUAGGCUGGAAAUAUGCUAUCCUAUUGCAGAAUAAUGACAUACCAUUGAAAAGCAAUCGAGAAAUGGUGCAAAUUCUGAGCGCUUUAAAUGGAAGUAAUGAUAUCAACAUAGGAUAUCCGAAUGCAGAUCGUGUACCUAAUGGCGCUCCUUGGACUUUUCGAGCACUUACACUUUUCAAUGAUGAGAAGCAAAACGAUGAUCGUAAGUUACGGAUAGCAAAAGGAAGUACGUCGGCAUCAUUAAGUUAUGCAUUUGUAGAAUUCGUUGUUGACAAAUUGAAUCUAACCAUUUUGCUUGAUAAAUUCGAUCGUCUAAGUUAUGGUGUAGAUGAAAUGUUGUUUCCGUCAUUGAAUUCCGAAGAUUCUUUAGGUGCACCCGGUGGAUUUACGAGACAGUGUAUUGAUGUUUACAAUAAUAUGAUCACCAGCAAAAUAUCAAUUGUAAUAAUCAGAUUUGAUUUGUUAAAUGUUCUCAGAUACGUGGUGUGGAAAAAAUCCACGAAAAAUUGUCGAAGUGGUCAGUAUCGCCAUGAUAUUUGUAUAUUUGGUAUUGCUGAUUUACCCACAAUGGCUACUUCUAGAGCUUUAUUUGCUAACAAAAUGCUUCCGGAAUAUGACUAUACUGCAAUCGGUUGCUGGGCUCAUUCCCUUCAUAAUCGAACUUACUCUGCUGCUAAAAUUAUGCCUAUAAAACUUAAUUAUUAUGCUAAUCGUUUACCGGUUCGAUUUCAUAACGAACGAGAAAGAUGGAAAUUAAACUUAUCAGCUUUUAAUUGCUCUUGUUGUUAA